Messenger RNA from Scleropages formosus (Asian bonytongue), 1460 nucleotides. RefSeq names its product proteasome 26S subunit, ATPase 6 (gene psmc6). Gene Ontology annotation, molecular function: ATP binding; ATP hydrolysis activity. NCBI's taxonomy places the organism in Eukaryota, Metazoa, Chordata, Actinopteri, Osteoglossiformes, Osteoglossidae. The record is from RefSeq and is a predicted model, not a curated record. The coding region runs from base 14 to 1189 and encodes 391 amino acids. The transcript has 14 exons.
AGUCGUCAGUGUAAUGAACAUGGCGGACACCAGGGAGAAGGGUUUGCAGGAUUACAGGAAGAAAUUGCUUGAGCACAAAGAGAUUGACGGACGUUUGAAAGAACUGAGAGAGCAGCUGAAAGAGCUUACAAAGCAGUAUGAAAAGUCAGAAAAUGACCUGAAAGCUUUACAAAGUGUGGGACAGAUUGUUGGGGAAGUCCUCAAGCAACUGACAGAGGAGAAAUUUAUUGUCAAAGCCACAAAUGGCCCUCGAUAUGUUGUUGGCUGCCGUCGACAGCUGGAUAAAUCCAAGCUGAAACCUGGCACCCGAGUGGCUCUCGAUAUGACCACUCUGACCAUCAUGAGGUAUUUGCCCAGAGAGGUGGACCCCUUGGUUUAUAACAUGUCCCAUGAAGACCCAGGAAGCGUGUCCUACUCCGAGAUUGGGGGGCUGUCAGAGCAGAUCCGAGAACUGAGAGAGGUGAUUGAAUUGCCCUUGACAAACCCCGAGCUCUUCCAUAGAGUGGGCAUCAUCCCCCCAAAAGGCUGUCUUCUCUAUGGGCCACCAGGAACAGGAAAGACCCUUUUGGCCAGAGCUGUAGCCAGUCAGCUUGACUGCAAUUUUCUGAAGGUGGUGUCCAGCUCCAUUGUAGACAAGUACAUUGGCGAGAGUGCCAGGCUGAUCCGAGAGAUGUUCAACUAUGCCCGUGAUCAUCAGCCUUGCAUCAUCUUCAUGGAUGAGAUUGAUGCUAUCGGUGGCCGUCGCUUCUCUGAGGGAACAUCUGCUGACAGGGAGAUUCAAAGGACACUGAUGGAGCUGCUGAACCAGAUGGAUGGGUUUGACACCCUGCACAGAGUGAAGAUGAUCAUGGCCACCAACCGGCCAGACACUCUGGACCCAGCAUUACUACGACCAGGCAGACUGGACCGCAAGAUCCAUAUUGAGCUCCCCAAUGAGCAGGCUCGUUUGGACAUCCUGAAGAUCCAUUCCGGCCCCAUCACUAAGCAUGGAGAGAUAGAUUAUGAAGCCAUUGUGAAGCUCUCUGAUGGAUUCAAUGGUGCGGAUUUAAGGAAUGUCUGCACUGAAGCAGGCAUGUUUGCGAUCCGUGCAGAUCGUGAUUAUGUGACCCAGGAAGACUUCAUGAAAGCAGUUCGCAAGGUGGCCGAUUCGAAGAAGCUUGAAUCUAAACUGGAUUACAAACCUGUAUAGAACUUUGGUUUGUCAGAAACCCUUUGUGUAUGUGUACCGUCAAUAAAAGAAAUACCAGCUUCUGUAGCUACGCUUCAUGCUGCAAUGUUUCAUUUGUAUGUAUGAAUAAAACAAGGUUUCUUUCUCGGUUUUUUCAUGGAUGGUUUGCAUUUGGUCUGAGUAUAGUUUUUCUCAAUAUAAAUUAGCUCCAGUGACCCUGCAUGACUUGUUGCAUUUUUUUAAUGUUUUAUGAGUACCCUAAAAAUUGCAAUAAAAAUUUUCAAAAUAAUAA